Ziziphus jujuba (common jujube) is the source of this 1485-nucleotide messenger RNA. RefSeq names its product scopoletin 8-hydroxylase. Bases 216 to 1310 code for a protein of 364 amino acids. The record is from RefSeq and is a predicted model, not a curated record. The transcript has 3 exons. Lineage: Eukaryota; Viridiplantae; Streptophyta; Magnoliopsida; Rosales; Rhamnaceae.
UUAUGUGUAAGAAAAAAGUUAGAUCUACCAAAAUGUGAACUAAACUUGCCUUUCUUGGGCUAUGUAGUUAGCUGCUAUAUAAACUGUCACCUUGGCAAAGCAAUUUCCAACAUUGAUAACCAUAUAAGCUUCUCUUCACAACCCACAACCCACCCACCCCAAAAUAAAACCAAAAAAAAAAAAAAAAAAAAUCUUAAUUUGUUGUACACGCACAAAUGGGUCCGAAUUUCAAUGAUGCAAACUCACUCUUCAAAUUUGUAGUCCAGGAUGGAAAUGGAGUUAAAGGCUUGGUAGAUGCAGGCCUAUCAAAAGUACCUCACCAAUACAUACAGCCACCGGAAGAGCGUAUCGAAAAGCAAAGUGCAAGCUCUACUGGGCUCUCACCCAUUGACUUGUCGAAGUUGGAUGGACCUGACCAUGACAAAGUGGUGGAGGAGAUCAUUGGAGCUGCUGGAAAUUUAGGGUUCUUCCAAGUUGUUAACCAUGGUGUUCCUUUGGAGUUGUUGGAGUCUCUUAAAGAAUCCGCUUACAGUUUCUUCGGACAAGAACCCGAAAAGAAGGCAGUUUAUCGGAAAGGUUCGAGUCCUAGCCAGAACGUCAAGUAUGGGACUAGCUUUGUGCCUGAAAAAGAGAAGGCUUUGGAGUGGAAGGACUAUAUCAGCAUGGUUUAUACCAAUGAUGAUGAUGCUCUUAGUUAUUGGCCAAAGGAAUGCAGGGAAGUGGCACUUGAAUAUCUAAGGACAUCACUAAACAUGGUGAAAAAAAUACUCCAAGUUUUGAUUGCAAAUCUUGGAGUUGCGGAAGAAGAUUCAAACAAAACAAUUGACUCGCUCAUUGGGUUGAAGAUGGUAAACAUGAAUUACUAUCCCAAAUGCCCUAACCCAGAGCUCACUGUUGGGGUUGGUCGUCACUCAGACUUGGGCUCCUUAACAGUCUUACUACAAGAUGGAAUUGGUGGUUUAUAUGUUAAACUUGAAGAAGACAAAAAUGGUAAAAACCAAGGAGGGUGGAUAGAGAUUCCUCCUAUAAAUGGUGCUUUGGUCAUUAACAUCGGUGAUACUUUACAGAUACUGAGUAAUGGGAAGUACAAAAGUGCUGAACAUAGAGUACGUACCACAAGUACCAAAUCCAGAGUUUCAAUUCCGAUAUUCACAAUUCCAAAACCAACUGAGAAGAUUGGACCACUGCCUCAGGUGGUGGAGAGGAAUGGUCUGGCUCGGUAUAGAGAAGUGGUAUUUGAGGACUACAUGAAGAAUUUCUUUGGGAAUGCUCAUGAUGGAAAAAAGUCUCUCAAUUUUGCUGAGAUCUAAUUAGCUAUUAACUUAUAGAAGUUUCGUAUAGUUUAAUUUGAUAUUAAUUUCUUGUUCAGCUUAAAUAUUAAUUUGUUUAUUGAUUCUGCUGUGCUAUAGAUUUUUACCACAGACACGCUGUCUACUCAUUGUUAUAAUGAGAAUAAUUCGUCAAUAAAAUCAGUUGCCUAUUUGA